UGGGGGCCAAGCGAAAGGCAUGUAAGCCCCACUCCUCUCUCUCUCUCUCUCCUUCUGUGACACUCGCACCAUCUUUUAGCCGCAGACACUGCCUCAGACAAACGCUCCUCUUCCAGUUCAGGGUAAAUUCUGAAAAUAUCUGGUGUUUUAGAUAUGAAAUUGCGAUCGGGCUGUGAAAUGGAGGGUAUUUCUUUGGAACGUUUAUCUUUAUCAGCCCCAUGAGUUGUCUUUGGCGGCACUGCGGAGAUUAAUUUGUUUAGUUUCUUCUUUUGGAAUCAUCUGAAGAUUUUUUUUUUUCUCUGGGAAAGGGCUGAGACAGAGGUGGGAAAGGAAGGAAGGCAGGAGGACCGAGGAGGGUUUAUAGGGUUUAUCGCUGGUCUGUUCUGGGAGGUAUUUUGUUGGAUGGAAUUUAUUUCAUAGGGGAGAAGGGCCAUGCGGAAGUCUUUUAAGGAUUCCCUUAAAGCUCUUGAAGCUGAUAUUCAGCACGCCAAUACCCUUGCAUCUGAGUAUCCGAGGGAAUAUGAUGGUGCUUGCUUCCAGAUGAGAUUAUCUUAUAGUCCAGCUGCUCACUUCUUUCUCUUUCUUGUUCAAUGGACUGAUUGUCACCUUGCUGGUGCCCUUGGGUUGCUUAGAAUCCUUAUUUAUAAGGCAUAUGUGGACGGUAGGACGACUAUGUCCAUACAUGAAAGAAAAGCCAGUAUAAGAGAGUUUUAUGGUGUCAUAUUCCCUUCUUUAUUGCAACUUGAAAGAGGAAUUACUGACGUGGAAGAUAGAAAACAAAAGGAGAUCUGUGCAGCCAAAUAUAAAAGAAAAGAUAAUGUUGACAAGGGCAAGCUGUCUGAAAUUGAUGUAGAAAGAGAAGAAGAAUGUGGAAUUUGUAUGGAGAUGAACAGCAAGGUUGUCUUGCCCACUUGUAAUCAUUCUUUGUGUAUGAGGUGCUAUCGGAAUUGGCGUGCGCGGUCACAGUCCUGCCCCUUCUGCCGGGAUAGCCUUAAGAGAGUGGAUUCAGGUGACCUGUGGAUUUACACCAACAUUAAUGAAAUCACAGACUUGGGUUCAAUCUCUAGGGAAAAUUUGAAGAGGCUCUUCAUGUACAUUGAUAAUUUGCCUCUCAUUGUUCCAGAUCCCAUGUUUGUUUCCUAUGACACCCCUUUCCGGUAAGGGCUUGUUUAUGUGGCACUGAAAACUAUCUGUAAAUGCCUUGUUGGUUGUAUAGAUAUAAUAUCUAUUUAUUCUGUGUUGCCCCUCCUUUGGGCUCACUGUAAAUACAUGUUUGGGUGUUAGCAGGCUUGGCUUUUAAUGUCUUCCCAUUCCAGUCAUUGAAUAUAAAUUUGUUUGUUGAUUCA
Malania oleifera is the source of this 1346-nucleotide messenger RNA. RefSeq names its product E3 ubiquitin-protein ligase AIRP2. The transcript is spliced from 5 exons. Gene Ontology annotation, molecular function: ubiquitin protein ligase activity. Gene Ontology annotation, cellular component: cytosol. Bases 433 to 1161 code for a protein of 242 amino acids. Gene Ontology annotation, biological process: protein ubiquitination. The record is from RefSeq and is a predicted model, not a curated record. NCBI's taxonomy places the organism in Eukaryota, Viridiplantae, Streptophyta, Magnoliopsida, Santalales, Ximeniaceae.